Bursaphelenchus xylophilus (pine wood nematode) is the source of this 13279-nucleotide messenger RNA. The record is from the annotation of a GenBank genome assembly. NCBI's taxonomy places the organism in Eukaryota, Metazoa, Nematoda, Chromadorea, Rhabditida, Aphelenchoididae.
AUGAAGGUCUACGACUUCAAACAGGCCUUCCAUCAGAUGUGCUUCUGGAUCUCCCACCGGGAGAAUGUUCGCAACGAAACGGGCAGAGACGAGACUGGAGAGGUAAGCAAUUGGGAGUUUGUGAUGUGGAGGUUAUCCACGGUAGAUUUCGGCAAAAUUCAAUCAGUUUAAAUUGUAAUAUCAUUGCUUUUUCAGCGAUUCAUCUCCCAAAUGCGAGCUCUUUGCGUCAGAUGCAUGUACAACGUGGAUUGGAGCGAAGGAGCCAGCCCCGACUUCAACAAGACCCCAUGCGCCGGAGUUCUAUGUAAAUGGGUAAGGCUUUGGGUCUAAGAUUGAAGUUGGGAAAUUGUAUUAUUGAUGGCAUUUUGAUGGGUAGUGCAGGGAAAUGUGACAUUUUUACAUUCGAUGUCAAGUGUAAUAUAAUUGUUGGCUUUAAUUAGUUUCAAAAUGCAAAUAUGAAGUGAGCAAGUAGCCUAAAUGUCCUUUUAUAUGUUUUUAUGUCUAGACUGGGAUAUUGAUUAUAUUAUACAUGGCAGAUUUCUAUCUGAUGUCAAGUAUAAUAUAAUUUUUGCCCCGAAUUUGCUCCAAAACGCUUUCAUAAAGUAAAUUAAAGUAAAAUCAAGUGUCUAUCAGUUUUUAAGGCAAGAUUUGGCGAUUAAUUAUAUUAAGGAUGUAAUUUUUAUGUUAGCCAUCAAGUGCAAUAUAAUUUUCAUCAUUUUUGAGUUCACAAUAUAACUGUAUUUUCAGUGAGUAGUAUUGUAAUAUUCGAUCCUUUUGAGGGGUAAAUGGUAAUAAAAGGCACCUUUUACUCCAAGAAGCAAGUGAUUUAGUGGUAUUGUACUUGCUUGCGAAAGACUUUGUGGAAUUUUAUAUUGUUCAUAAGAUAUCAGUCCGUUCGUAAGGUCGCUGGAAUGACUACGUGAACAGUCAAGAAUCCAGGGAUUUUGACUGUUGUUAGGAUGCGCAAGGGUAGCUCAAAUUAAAAACUGGAAACAAGUCGGACUGACCAAAAAAUAGUAGAUUUGAAAACCUUAUUUUAGACAUCUUUUGCUGCUAAAUCCUUUCAUAACGAAGCAAUUGCCUGAAUUCGGUUUCCUAUGAGCAUAAUUGGAGUAGUUCUUUUAAAAUUCCAAAAAAACUGCGAUGUAGGUGACUAAAAUAAUAUUUUAAAAAUCGGUAUAUUUUGACUCAGCUAUGUCCACUUUGAUCUAAAAAGUCAGUAAGAGCAUAAUUACUGACAUCCGCACCAUUUUGGAAGCUGUUGUGAGAACCUUGUUUUAGGUGAUAGUGACCAUUUUUGAAAUCGGCGCAGCAAGGUUGAAACCAACUCCAAAAGUUGAGCGUCGCCUUAGAAAGCUAUCUCAAUUCACAUAGAUGGUUUUAAAACUUUGACUUCAGUCUUAAACUUCUAUUAUUUUUGGCAUAGGAUCAGGUAUGCUACUAUGUAUAAGGCAAAACUUUUUUUCGGCCUGGGAGUUGAAAUUUUUGCAAUCAAUCUCCGUUUACAAAAUGUUAUGAGAUAAUAUGGGUCAUUUAUUUGACUAUUUAACGCUGUUGGAUAUUAAAACUUGAAUAAAGUAAUAUGGUCCAUAAGGUAAAAAACUUAAAACCGAAUCUACUUUUUAAUUGUUUGACCGAUUUGCUUCAAACUUUGCAUGCUAUCUUAGAAUACGAUAUUCUGAAGAUCGUUGCAAUCGCAUGCUUCAAUAGUUUUAGACAAGUUAUUGGGCCGCAAAGUUCGCAAAAAUUCGAUUUUCUCUGGCGUUUUUCCGCGAACCCGGUGGCCCAAAGGCGCCAAGAUUUACUAAUUUAAAAAUUAUGAGUCAUUGGCAAUGUUUUAAUUGCAGGUUCAUGUUAUUUUGUGCAUUACCCACUGCACAGUCAGCUAAAACAUUAGAGGUCCUUAAAAAACCGAAUGCCAAAAAUCUUGGCGAAUGCCUGACUGAACCCCCCAUGACUGAACCCCCCUGACUGAACCCCCCUGACUGAACCCCCCAAUGACUGGACCCCCCCUGACUGAACCCCUCACCCCUGUUCGAGGGAACCCCCCCUGACUGAACCCCCCAAAUUGAAUAAAAACCUUGGCGUUCUGCUAAAAUAUGGCCAAAUUGAAAAAAAUGUGGCCAAAUUGAAAAAAAUGUGGCCAAGUGGAAAAAAAUGUGGCCAAAUUGAAAAAAAUGUGGCCAAGUGGAAAAAAAUGUGGCCAAGUGGGAAAAAAUGUGGCCAAAUUGAAAAAAAUGUGGCCAAGUGGGAAAAAAUGUGGCCAAAUAGAAAAAAAUGUGGCCAAGUGGGAAAAAAUGUGGCCAAAUUGAAAAAAAUGUGGCCAAGUGGAAAAAAAUGUGGCCAAAUUGAAAAAAAUGUGAAAGUGAAUUGUUUUUUUGAAUUGUUGCGUCGUUGAUGUGAGCCGGCUCUCGAAUAAUUAUCCGGGACAGAUACGCUUUAGGAAACACUGACCACCUUUGUCAAGGGGUUUAGAGAUAUUUUUAUAGUGCUGUCACUGGUGUUUUUACGUGUUAAUUUUUUAUUUUUCAGAGAUCCUCUCUCGAUACACACCACCGAAAGGAUGACAGAGAAAAAACAAUUAAAAGGCAAAAAGUAGAAGAGCCAAAAAAAAAUUGAAAAGGCCAAAAAAAAGAAGAGCCAAAAAAUGAAAAGGCCAAAAAAUCAAAAAAAAAGAAGAGCCAAAAAAAUAAUAAAAAAGGCAAAAAAUUAUAUUUUUUGAAAAAAUAAGAUAAAGAAAAAAUAAAAAAGUAACAAAAAAACGUAAAAAAUGAAAAAAUAAAUAAAAAAGCUUUUUUAAUUGACCCCUCAUCUAUUGUAUUUAUCUAUUGUAUUUGUAUUUAAUUUCUAUUGCCUAUUGUAUCUAUUGUAUUUGUCUCAUUUAUUGUAUUUGUAUUUAAUUUCUAUUGUCUAUUGUAUCUAUUGUAUUUGUCUCAUUUAUUGUAUUUGUAUUUUAUUUAUCACGGCUUUUUAACAUGUAAGUUGUCGGUUUAUACUUGUUUUAGCGUAGUCUUUAAUCUCAAAUUAUAUGAUUCAUCUUUGCAGAAAAUGACCCCGGAAAGCAAUGGAUCCUUCGAAAACUGCACCAAUUUAACAACGGCACUCCCGGCCCAGGACGGCACCUACAUGGCCGAAAUCCAAACCAACGAUUUACACAACAUGGAAUGUAAGCUGGGUUUUUUGGUAGUUGAGAAAAUUAGGGAAUUCUUCAGAUUGUUGUCACUUGUUUUUUUUUUUUUUUUUGGUGGUUCUUCAAUUUUUUUUAUAUAAAGCGGGAGAUAAAAGAUUUUCUGAAAAAUUUUUGAAAUUUUUCUGUUUUUACUUGUUUUUUUAAAAAAAAGUAAAUUUUCAGUUUACUUUCCGGAAAAUGCAAAAAAAAGUCAAUUUUUUGUUUGGCUUUCCGACUUCAAGGUCGGGAGUAGGACCGGAUCUUACUCCCCGCUCGGAGUCGAGGAAAGUCAGAGCUUGUUUUUACUUUCUUCCUCUUUUUGGCCCCGCACUGCAGGUUGCAAGGUUGACGCCAAGUCUUUCCCUGAUGUGUCAAGUUUUUCUCUUACGAAAAAAUUGUUUUUAUGUUUGUGCGAUGUUGUGAAGCUAUGUUCUCCACGAAGAUGGGCUGAAAAGUGAUCAAGUAAGUUAGCAUUAGCAAGAGGAGAUGUACGUUUUUCAUUUGACACCAAAAAAUUCCCUGUUAUUUCAGAGAAAGGUACAAAAUUUUUCCAAUUCGUAAAGUUUCAUGACCAUGGAUAAUGUAAGUGAGAUUAUCUCGUUUUUUGCUACGACGUCAAGAUUCUAAGUCGGGAAACGUUUAGAGGAGACCCCACUCUCAUGUAUAUUCUAUAUGUAUGAAACCCCAUAAAUUUUGAGGAAUAACGACUUAAAAAAUUCAAAUACUAUACUAACUUUCCAAAAAGUAUGUUAUACGAAAGUAAAACCUAUGCAAACUAUCUUCAAGUUAUUGCAACAACGUUAUUUGAGCCUUAUUACGUUAUUACCUCAGUUUAGAACGCAUUCGGGCAAAAAUCCGGCAGAUCUGAGCAGAUUUCGAUAUUGUACAUGACACCUAGAAAUCGAAAUUGAUGGCGUUUGAUAGAUGGAGAAUAUAACAAAACUAAAGAGUGCGGUGUCCUCUAGAACGAGAUAAGCGCACUUACAUUAUCCAUGGUCGUGAAAAACUAGGUUUACGAAUUGGAGAAAUUCUGUACCUUUCCCUGAAAUAAAAGGAAAAUAUUUGGUGUCAAUUGAAAGAAGAACACCUGCUCUUACUAAUAACAACUUACUUGUCUAGUAUUCAUGCCAUCUUCAUGUAGAAACAGGCUAUAUCGAAAAGAGGGGAAAAAUAAUUUUCUUACGGGGGAGAAAUUUGACACAUCUGGGAAUUCCCGGGUGAUCAAGGGCGCAGCUCACAAAAAUAGUUUUGAAGAAAAUAAAUUGGUGAGUAAAAACGGCGUCUUACUCACCAGCCAAAAUGGGCGAGCCAUUUUUGUUUCGACUUUCCGGAUCGAACUUUUGGCGAGCCAUUUUUGAUCCAACUUUCCAAAAAUUUGUCGUUCGGAGUAAGAAUGUUUUUUGACUUUAAGAAAUCGAAAAUUUCCGGAAAUUUUUCAAAAUUUACUUUUUUUUUUUAAAAAAAGUGAAAACAGAAAAAUUUCAAAAAUUUUUCAGAAAAUCUUUUAUCUCCCGCUUUAUAUGAUCUAUAUUUUCAGAAACGCAGCUCUCGAAUCAGUGAAUCUUUGGAACACAUUUCCCGACCCUACUUUCAAUGUCCCAAUUCCGGCCCAGGACGGCACCUACAUGGCCGAGACCCUAACCAACGAUUUAGACAACAUGGAAUGCAAGUUUUGAUGGUUUUUUGUAGUUGAGGAUACUAGUCCGUUCGUAAAGUCGCUGGAAUGAUUUCGGCGACGUGCACUGUGCAAGAAAACUCAGGGUGCGAGCGACAGCCCCAAAAAGCCUAUUGCACUGUGCAAAAAGCCAAAAAUUGCAAAGUGAACUUUCGGUUUCGCGGAGUGCAUGUCGCCGAAAACAUUCCAGCGACUUUACGAACGGACUAGUAUUAGGGAACUGUUCGGAUUGUUGUCACUUGUUUUUUGAUGGUUCUUCAAUUGAUUUCUGUAUUUUCAGAUAUUGCUCCAAGAUUUCUUCACUGCUUUUCGGAUGUAAAAUGAAAAAAAAGAAAAAAAUAAAAAAAAGAAAAAAAAUAAAAAAAAAAAAUUAAAAAAAAAGAAAAAAUAAAAAAAAAGAAAAAAAUUAAAAAAAAAGAAAAAAAUAAAAAAAAAGAAAAAAAUUAAAAAAAAGAAAAAAAUAAAAAAAGAAAAAAAAAAAUAUUUUUUAAGUAACCCGUAUCCUUCUUCUCUCUUCUUCUCUUCUAAUUUUACUCGCCUAAUAGUUUACUGCCCAUUUGUAUCAAUGUAAGUUGUUAUUUCGUUCUUGAAUUUUCCUGGAUUUUUCUUAAAUUAUAUGACCUAUCUUUUCAGAAACCCAGCUCUCAAAUCAGUGAAUCUUUGGAACACAUUUCCCGACCCUACUUUCAAUGUCCCAAUUCCGGCCCAGGACGGCACCUACAUGGCCGAGACCCUAACCAACGAUUUAGACAACAUGGAAUGUAAGUUUUGAUGGUUUUUUUGUAGUUGAGGAAAUAUUAGGGAAUUCUUCAUGAGAUUGUUGUCACUUGUUUUUUUGGUGGUUCUUCAAUUGAUUAUUUUAUUUUCAGAUUUUUGCUCCAAGAUUUCACUGCCCUACCCCAAAUGUUUACCACCCAUUUUUGGCUAUGUAAGUUGUUGUUUCACCCUUGAUUUUAGCCUGGAUUUUUCUCAAACUAACAAGGGCUCGGCAAAACCUCGUCCCCUGGUUUCUUCUUGAAACAUACACCAUUUGAAAGAGCGCAAAAAACUGGUUUAGGAUCACCUUUAAUUAGCUGCUAAGAUUCACUUACGUGCUAGCUAGUGAGCAUUUUUUAGUUCUAAGCUAGCCUCACCCUUCUUUCGAGAAAACAAAGGCGAUCGAUUUCAAAAGCACAGCGGAGCAGUGCUUCGGUGGUCGAGUGGGGUAAGGCGCAAUUGCCUGAAUUCGGUUUCCUAUGAGCAUAAUUGGAGUAGUUCUUUUAAAAUUCCAAAAAAACUGCGAUGUAGGUGACUAAAAUAAUAUUUUAAAAAUCGGUAUAUUUUGACUCAGCUAUGUCCACUUUGAUCUAAAAAGUCAGUAAGAGCAUAAUUACUGACAUCCGCACCAUUUUGGAAGCUGUUGUGAGAACCUUGUUUUAGGUGAUAGUGACCAUUUUUGAAAUCGGCGCAGCAAGGUUGAAACCAACUCCAAAAGUUGAGCGUCGCCUUAGAAAGCUAUCUCAAUUCACAUAGAUGGUUUUAAAACUUUGACUUCAGUCUUAAACUUCUAUUAUUUUUGGCAUAGGAUCAGGUAUGCUACUAUGUAUAAGGCAAAACUUUUUUUCGGCCUGGGAGUUGAAAUUUUUGCAAUCAAUCUCCGUUUACAAAAUGUUAUGAGAUAAUAUGGGUCAUUUAUUUGACUAUUUAACGCUGUUGGAUAUUAAAACUUGAAUAAAGUAAUAUGGUCCAUAAGGUAAAAAACUUAAAACCGAAUCUACUUUUUAAUUGUUUGACCGAUUUGCUUCAAACUUUGCAUGCUAUCUUAGAAUACGAUAUUCUGAAGAUCGUUGCAAUCGCAUGCUUCAAUAGUUUUAGACAAGUUAUUGGGCCGCAAAGUUCGCAAAAAUUCGAUUUUCUCUGGCGUUUUUCCGCGAACCCGGUGGCCCAAAGGCGCCAAGAUUUACUAAUUUAAAAAUUAUGAGUCAUUGGCAAUGUUUUAAUUGCAGGUUCAUGUUAUUUUGUGCAUUACCCACUGCACAGUCAGCUAAAACAUUAGAGGUCCUUAAAAAACCGAAUGCCAAAAAUCUUGGCGAAUGCCUGACUGAACCCCCAUGACUGAACCCCCUGACUGAACCCCCUGACUGAACCCCCCAAUGACUGGACCCCCCUGACUGAACCCCUCACCCCUGUUCGAGGGAACCCCCCCUGACUGAACCCCCCAAAUUGAAUAAAAACCUUGGCGUUCUGCUAAAAUAUGGCCAAAUUGAAAAAAAUGUGGCCAAAUUGAAAAAAAUGUGGCCAAGUGGAAAAAAAUGUGGCCAAACUGAAAAAAAUGUGGCCAAGUGGAAAAAAAUGUGGCCAAGUGGGAAAAAAUGUGGCCAAAUUGAAAAAAAUGUGGCCAAGUGGGAAAAAAUGUGGCCAAAUAGAAAAAAAUGUGGCCAAGUGGGAAAAAAUGUGGCCAAAUUGAAAAAAAUGUGGCCAAGUGGAAAAAAAUGUGGCCAAAUUGAAAAAAAUGUGAAAGUGAAUUGUUUUUUUGAAUUGUUGCGUCGUUGAUGUGAGCCGGCUCUCGAAUAAUUAUCCGGGACAGAUACGCUUUAGGAAACACUGACCACCUUUGUCAAGGGGUUUAGAGAUAUUUUUAUAGUGCUGUCACUGGUGUUUUUACGUGUUAAUUUUUUAUUUUUCAGAGAUCCUCUCUCGAUACACACCACCGAAAGGAUGACAGAGAAAAAACAAUUAAAAGGCAAAAAGUAGAAGAGCCAAAAAAAAAUUGAAAAGGCCAAAAAAAAGAAGAGCCAAAAAAUGAAAAGGCCAAAAAAUCAAAAAAAAAGAAGAGCCAAAAAAAUAAUAAAAAAGGCAAAAAAUUAUAUUUUUUGAAAAAAUAAGAUAAAGAAAAAAUAAAAAAGUAACAAAAAAACGUAAAAAAUGAAAAAAUAAAUAAAAAAGCUUUUUUAAUUGACCCCUCAUCUAUUGUAUUUAUCUAUUGUAUUUGUAUUUAAUUUCUAUUGCCUAUUGUAUCUAUUGUAUUUGUCUCAUUUAUUGUAUUUGUAUUUAAUUUCUAUUGUCUAUUGUAUCUAUUGUAUUUGUCUCAUUUAUUGUAUUUGUAUUUUAUUUAUCACGGCUUUUUAACAUGUAAGUUGUCGGUUUAUACUUGUUUUAGCGUAGUCUUUAAUCUCAAAUUAUAUGAUUCAUCUUUGCAGAAAAUGACCCCGGAAAGCAAUGGAUCCUUCGAAAACUGCACCAAUUUAACAACGGCACUCCCGGCCCAGGACGGCACCUACAUGGCCGAAAUCCAAACCAACGAUUUACACAACAUGGAAUGUAAGCUGGGUUUUUUGGUAGUUGAGAAAAUUAGGGAAUUCUUCAGAUUGUUGUCACUUGUUUUUUUUUUUUUUUUUGGUGGUUCUUCAAUUUUUUUUAUAUAAAGCGGGAGAUAAAAGAUUUUCUGAAAAAUUUUUGAAAUUUUUCUGUUUUUACUUGUUUUUUUAAAAAAAAGUAAAUUUUCAGUUUACUUUCCGGAAAAUGCAAAAAAAAGUCAAUUUUUUGUUUGGCUUUCCGACUUCAAGGUCGGGAGUAGGACCGGAUCUUACUCCCCGCUCGGAGUCGAGGAAAGUCAGAGCUUGUUUUUACUUUCUUCCUCUUUUUGGCCCCGCACUGCAGGUUGCAAGGUUGACGCCAAGUCUUUCCCUGAUGUGUCAAGUUUUUCUCUUACGAAAAAAUUGUUUUUAUGUUUGUGCGAUGUUGUGAAGCUAUGUUCUCCACGAAGAUGGGCUGAAAAGUGAUCAAGUAAGUUAGCAUUAGCAAGAGGAGAUGUACGUUUUUCAUUUGACACCAAAAAAUUCCCUGUUAUUUCAGAGAAAGGUACAAAAUUUUUCCAAUUCGUAAAGUUUCAUGACCAUGGAUAAUGUAAGUGAGAUUAUCUCGUUUUUUGCUACGACGUCAAGAUUCUAAGUCGGGAAACGUUUAGAGGAGACCCCACUCUCAUGUAUAUUCUAUAUGUAUGAAACCCCAUAAAUUUUGAGGAAUAACGACUUAAAAAAUUCAAAUACUAUACUAACUUUCCAAAAAGUAUGUUAUACGAAAGUAAAACCUAUGCAAACUAUCUUCAAGUUAUUGCAACAACGUUAUUUGAGCCUUAUUACGUUAUUACCUCAGUUUAGAACGCAUUCGGGCAAAAAUCCGGCAGAUCUGAGCAGAUUUCGAUAUUGUACAUGACACCUAGAAAUCGAAAUUGAUGGCGUUUGAUAGAUGGAGAAUAUAACAAAACUAAAGAGUGCGGUGUCCUCUAGAACGAGAUAAGCGCACUUACAUUAUCCAUGGUCGUGAAAAACUAGGUUUACGAAUUGGAGAAAUUCUGUACCUUUCCCUGAAAUAAAAGGAAAAUAUUUGGUGUCAAUUGAAAGAAGAACACCUGCUCUUACUAAUAACAACUUACUUGUCUAGUAUUCAUGCCAUCUUCAUGUAGAAACAGGCUAUAUCGAAAAGAGGGGAAAAAUAAUUUUCUUACGGGGGAGAAAUUUGACACAUCUGGGAAUUCCCGGGUGAUCAAGGGCGCAGCUCACAAAAAUAGUUUUGAAGAAAAUAAAUUGGUGAGUAAAAACGGCGUCUUACUCACCAGCCAAAAUGGGCGAGCCAUUUUUGUUUCGACUUUCCGGAUCGAACUUUUGGCGAGCCAUUUUUGAUCCAACUUUCCAAAAAUUUGUCGUUCGGAGUAAGAAUGUUUUUUGACUUUAAGAAAUCGAAAAUUUCCGGAAAUUUUUCAAAAUUUACUUUUUUUUUUUAAAAAAAGUGAAAACAGAAAAAUUUCAAAAAUUUUUCAGAAAAUCUUUUAUCUCCCGCUUUAUAUGAUCUAUAUUUUCAGAAACGCAGCUCUCGAAUCAGUGAAUCUUUGGAACACAUUUCCCGACCCUACUUUCAAUGUCCCAAUUCCGGCCCAGGACGGCACCUACAUGGCCGAGACCCUAACCAACGAUUUAGACAACAUGGAAUGCAAGUUUUGAUGGUUUUUUGUAGUUGAGGAUACUAGUCCGUUCGUAAAGUCGCUGGAAUGAUUUCGGCGACGUGCACUGUGCAAGAAAACUCAGGGUGCGAGCGACAGCCCCAAAAAGCCUAUUGCACUGUGCAAAAAGCCAAAAAUUGCAAAGUGAACUUUCGGUUUCGCGGAGUGCAUGUCGCCGAAAACAUUCCAGCGACUUUACGAACGGACUAGUAUUAGGGAACUGUUCGGAUUGUUGUCACUUGUUUUUUGAUGGUUCUUCAAUUGAUUUCUGUAUUUUCAGAUAUUGCUCCAAGAUUUCUUCACUGCUUUUCGGAUGUAAAAUGAAAAAAAAGAAAAAAAUAAAAAAAAGAAAAAAAUAAAAAAAAAAAAUUAAAAAAAAAAGAAAAAAUAAAAAAAAGAAAAAAAUUAAAAAAAAAGAAAAAAAUAAAAAAAAAGAAAAAAAUUAAAAAAAAGAAAAAAAUAAAAAAAAGAAAAAAAAAAAAAAUAUUUUUUUAAGUAACCCGUAUCCUUCUUCUCUCUUCUUCUCUUCUAAUUUUACUCGCCUAAUAGUUUACUGCCCAUUUGUAUCAAUGUAAGUUGUUAUUUCGUUCUUGAAUUUUCCUGGAUUUUUCUUAAAUUAUAUGACCUAUCUUUUCAGAAACCCAGCUCUCAAAUCAGUGAAUCUUUGGAACACAUUUCCCGACCCUACUUUCAAUGUCCCAAUUCCGGCCCAGGACGGCACCUACAUGGCCGAGACCCUAACCAACGAUUUAGACAACAUGGAAUGUAAGUUUUGAUGGUUUUUUUUGUAGUUGAGGAAAUAUUAGGGAAUUCUUCAUGAGAUUGUUGUCACUUGUUUUUUUGGUGGUUCUUCAAUUGAUUAUUUUAUUUUCAGAUUUUUGCUCCAAGAUUUCACUGCCCUACCCCAAAUGUUUACCACCCAUUUUUGGCUAUGUAAGUUGUUGUUUCACCCUUGAUUUUAGCCUGGAUUUUUCUCAAACUAACAAGGGCUCGGCAAAACCUCGUCCCCUGGUUUCUUCUUGAAACAUACACCAUUUGAAAGAGCGCAAAAAACUGGUUUAGGAUCACCUUUAAUUAGCUGCUAAGAUUCACUUACGUGCUAGCUAGUGAGCAUUUUUUAGUUCUAAGCUAGCCUCACCCUUCUUUCGAGAAAACAAAGGCGAUCGAUUUCAAAAGCACAGCGGAGCAGUGCUUCGGUGGUCGAGUGGGGUAAGGCGCUGUACAAGGAGGACCUGCAGACCAGGUUCGAAUCCCCUUUUGAAUUUUUUGAUUUUUUUGGCUAUUAUGAAUGAGCAGGGCUGGCAGAUAGCCUUUAAUUUUGAAAUUGAUUUUUGAGGUACCAUGGAUUUGUUUUGUACGAAAAAUCGACAACUUUUUUUGAUUUUUUUUGAUAUAGGGGGUACUUGGGGCUGCAGCGGGAACCCAAGAUGGACGAAACUUUCAACGACUUUAAAAUUUUUUACUAGGAAAGCCCAUUUAUGGAAAGCACAUGAAAAACGAGUCUGAAAACGGUCUACAUGUUUAAAACCUCCUAGUUUGCUUGGGUUACAGGACCUAAAACAUCGCGUUACCAGUCAUUGUGAACAUCGACCUGAGAGUUUCAAGCUUGAUAAAAAUUUUAUAUUUUUUGAACUUGGUGGAAGCGUUCAAUGUCAUAGGUGACUAAUAUUUUUAUGAAAAGUGAUUAUUCGAUCUCGUUGACCUCUUAGAAGAAAAGAGUCCCAAAAUCUAAUUGGGAUUUUUUUAAAAACGUCCGCUAGCUAGCACGUAAGAGAAUCUUAGCAGCUAAUUGAAGGUGAUCCUAGACCAGUUUUUUGCGCUCUUUCAAAUGGUGUAUGUUUCAAGAAGAAACCAGGGGACGAGGUUUUGCCGAGCCCUUGUAAGGGAUAUAUUUUCAGAAACCUAAACAUCACCUUCACUCCCGCCACACCCCUUUCCAUUUGCAACACCCAUCCUCCCCUCCCACUCGCACCGCACCCCUCCUCCAUUCCACUCCCACCUCACUCCUCCCCCAUCACACUCUCUUCAGAAUGUAAGUUUCGUGGUUUAUUGGUAGUUGAGGAAAUUAUAGUGAGGGACCUGAUCCAAUGGCAUAAAACGUCUCCUUUUGCAUCCCGGAAGGUACCAAAAUGACCCCAAACCAUUCCCUUCUGUAAGCUGAAAAACUCCGCUUUGAAAAGCGCGCCCUUUCCUUCACGGCGGGCUCUUCAAAUCGGGGUUUUUUAGCUUAGAGAACGGAAGGGUUUGGAGACAUUUUGAUGCGUUUCGGGAUGCAAAAUGAGACGUUUUUUGCCAUUGGAUCCGGUCACUGUAUAGAUGGCUUGAGAUUAUUGUCAAUUCUUUUUUUGAGUGUUCUUCAAUUUAUUCUUUUGAUUUGCAGAGAUCUCCAAGCCCCAUGCAACGGAUACCUUUAAAAAAGAAAAAAUAGUAAAAAUAGAAAAAAAGAAUAAAAAAAGAAAAAAAAAAAAUUAAAAAGAAAAAAAAAUAAAAAAAAGAACAAUAUAAAAAAAUAAUUUUUUCCUUAUCCUUUUCUUGUAAAAUUUGAUUCGCCUAUUAGUUUACGACCCAUCUGUCAAACCAGUGGAUCUUUGGAGCACAUUUCCCGACUGCUACUUUCAAUGCCUCAACUUCGGCCCAGGACGGCACUAUAUGGCCGAGACUCAAACCAACGUCAGAAACAUCAUGGAAUGUAAGUUCUGAUGGCUUUUUUUGGUAGUUGAGGAAAUAUUAGGGAAUUUUUCGGAUCGUUGUCACUUUUUUUGUGGUUCUUCAAUUGAUUAUUUUAUUUUCAGAUAUUGCUCCAAGAUUUCACUGCGUACCCCUAAUGUAAAUUUUCCCCUCAUCGUAUAUGAUUUAUCACCAUUUUUUUUUAACUACGUAAGUUAUCGUUUUAUACCUUUUUAGCUUAUUUUUUAAUCUCAAAUUAUGUGAUCUAUAUUUGCAGAAAAUCCUCCCGGAUUGCAAUGGAUCCUUGGAAAACAACGCAAAUUCAACAGCAUCACUCCCAACUUCGGCCCAGGACGGCACCAUAUGGCCGAGACUCAAACCAACGACAGAAACAUCAUGGAAUGUAAGUUUUGAUGGCUUUUUCUUGGUAGUUGAGGAAAUAUUAGGGAAUUCUUCUUGAGAUUGUUGUUGCUUGUUUUUUUGGUUGUUUUUCAAUAUGAAUUGUUCGGAUCGUUGUCACUUUUUUUGUGGUUCUUCAAUUGAUUAUUUUAUUUUCAGAUUUUUGCUCCAAGAUUUCACUGCCCUACCCCAAAUGUUUACCACCCAUUUUUGGCUAUGUAAGUUGUUGUUUCACCCUUGAUUUUAGCCUGGAUUUUUCUCAAACCAAGGGAUAUAUUUUCAGAAACCUAAACAUCACCUUCACUCCCGCCACACCCCUUUCCAUUUGCAACACCCAUCCUCCCCUCCCACUCGCACCGCACACGUCAAAACAAUUCUUUCAGAAAAUUGA